This is a messenger RNA of Fusarium mangiferae, 183 nucleotides long. RefSeq lists its product as uncharacterized. NCBI's taxonomy places the organism in Eukaryota, Fungi, Ascomycota, Sordariomycetes, Hypocreales, Nectriaceae. The coding region runs from base 1 to 183 and encodes 60 amino acids. The record is from RefSeq and is a predicted model, not a curated record. The transcript is spliced from 2 exons.
AUGGCUGGGAUAGCAAUAUCUCCAGCCCUCGCGUCGCAGCUAUUCGCCAUUCAGCAUGGCAUCAUCUUUGCAUCUUUUCUCGCGUGUAAUGUUUGCCAGCAACCGCGUUGGGAUCUCCUCAGCGUGGUAAUCGGCAUUCAGUGUCUGCUCUCCAUAGACCUGGAUGUUUUUGCUCUGGCAUAG